AUGGAAGGUUUGAAAACGAAAUUCUCCAAGUUCAAGAGAUACUUGUCUGGUUCUCCAGUUGAGGGUGAGACCUACGAAGAGACACGUGUGUCUGAUCUCCCACACAUGAAAGAUGCCGAUGGUGCUCUAGUUGCUGUGUCUUCUGGUAAGCGUGAGUUGUCCCCAGUGUUGUCUGCCAAGUACAACAUCCAACCAGGUAAGUCUGGUUCUGCUGCUGAGCCAGCUAACCAAAUUGACGAUACUAUCAACUGA
Messenger RNA from Kluyveromyces marxianus DMKU3-1042, 252 nucleotides. RefSeq lists its product as uncharacterized. The record is from RefSeq and is a predicted model, not a curated record. NCBI's taxonomy places the organism in Eukaryota, Fungi, Ascomycota, Saccharomycetes, Saccharomycetales, Saccharomycetaceae. Bases 1 to 252 code for a protein of 83 amino acids. The transcript has a single exon.